GGAGGUGGAUCGAAAUUUGCAGAGGCCCGCGAGCAAAAAGCUGACUAGCAGCAGAGAAGGAUUCGUCCCGUAAUUUUUAGCGUCGUCAAAGUACAAUGAUCCAUCGGCUGGCUCCCUAACUCGGAAAAGGAUCGGCUAAGGAACGGAAGCACAAAAUGGCCCAACUGCUUCGUGGAUGGUCGAGCAUCGACCCGCGGUUCAAGCACAUUCGACCGGUCGUGUACACGGUGAGCCGCGUCAACUUUUCCGGCUUUACGACCCCCGGUGGCAAUGGUAGCAAUGGAAGUGCUGGCACCGGCGGUAGCAACCAUUCCACGGCCUGGUCCCGGUACAACUACUACCGGCAGCAGGAAUUCCUGCGACCCCCGAACGCGAGCGGCUGGCAGUACUAUGGAGGGCAGCAGCAGCGCCAUUACGGCAUGCUGAUCGGGCGCGUGCUGAGGGGCGUGCUGAAGCUGCGCUACCUCGUGCUCGGCAGUGCCAUCGGUGGAGGCGUUACGCUCAACAAACGGUACGAGGAGUGGAAGGACGGGCUGCCGGACAUGAAGUGGCUCGAGGAGGUGUUCCCCGACAACGAGAAGUGGGCCGGCUUUACGAAAAAUCUGCUCGCCGUUAAGGACGCCGUGAAAGACUCGAUCGAAAUAGAUCCUCGGUUAAAGCAGCUGAGCGAGCACAAGCUGAACGAGUGGCGACAGUGGUUCGACCAGCGGCUGGACAACGCAAUCGAAGCAGCGGAAACGCAACAAAACCCCCAGAUUGAGAGUUCCUUCCAGAACUUGUCAGAAUUUAUUUCUGAGCUAUAUGGAGCAACCAAAGAGGAGCUGCGUGCGAAAAACACUGUCAACGCGAAGGGGCUCAGCGCGGAGGACAGCCGCAAGCGCGUUGACACCCUGCAGGCGCAGGUCGACUCGCUGCAGACGGAAAUCAUGAACGUGCAGCUCAAGUACCAGCGGGAGGUGGAAAAGCUCGAGAAGGAAAACCGCGACCUGCGGCAGCAGUAUCUGAUACUGAAGACGAACCGCAAGCAGCCGACGAAGAAGCGCAUCAAAAAGUCGCUCAUCGACAUGUACUCGGAGGUGCUGGACGAGCUGUCCGGGUACGAUACGAGCUACACCACGGCCGACCAUCUGCCGCGCGUGGUGGUGGUCGGUGAUCAGAGCAGCGGCAAAACCUCGGUGCUGGAAUCGAUCGCGCAGGCGCGCAUCUUCCCGCGCGGCAGUGGCGAGAUGAUGACGCGUGCCCCGGUCAAGGUGACGCUGUCGGAGGGCCCGUACCAUGUGGCACAGUUUCGCGAUUCCGAGCGGGAGUACGAUCUGACGAAGGAGAGCGAUCUGGCGGAGCUGCGCCGCGAUGUGGAGAUUCGGAUGCGCAACUCGGUGCGGGGCGGCAAGACGGUCAGCAUGGACGUGAUCUCGAUGACGGUGAAGGGACCGGGGCUGCAGCGGAUGGUGCUGGUCGAUCUGCCGGGCAUCAUUUCGACGCAGACGGUCGAUAUGGCGCCGGAUACGCGCGAUCAGAUCAAGCACAUGACCGAACACUACAUGAGCAACCCGAAUGCGAUCAUUUUGUGCAUUCAGGACGGUUCGGUCGAUGCGGAACGAAGCAACGUGACCGACCUGGUGUCGCAAUGCGAUCCGCUCGGCAAGCGUACGAUCUUCGUGCUGACCAAGGUGGACCUGGCGGAAGAUUUGGCCGACCCGAACCGCAUCCGGAAGAUACUGUCCGGCAAGCUGUUCCCCAUGAAGGCGCUCGGCUACUUUGCCGUGGUGACGGGGCGCGGCCGCAAGGACGACAGCAUCGAAACGAUACGCGAAUAUGAGGAAAAGUUUUUCAAAAACUCCAAACUAUUCCAAAGUGGCGUCACAAUGUCGCAUCAGGUGACGACGAGAAACCUCAGCCUAGCCGUGGCCGACCGGUUCUGGAAGAUGGUGCGUGAAACGAUCGAGCAACAGGCGGAUGCGUUCAAGGCGACACGCUUUAACCUGGAAACGGAGUGGAAAAACAAUUUCCCACGACUGCGCGAGUCCGGUCGGGAUGAGCUGUUCGAAAAGGCGAAGGGAGAAGUGCUGGAUGAGGUGGUCAAUCUGUCGCAAGUUUCCGCCAAAAAGUGGGAAGAGCUGAUGAACAGCAAGCUGUGGGAGAAGCUUUCAAGCUACGUGUUUGAAAACAUCUACCUACCGGCCGCCCAAUCCGGAUCACAGAAUUCGUUUAACACGAUGGUCGAUAUUAAGCUGCGCCAGUGGGCCGAACAGGCACUGCCGGCCAAAUCGGUCGAGGCGGGCUGGGAGGCGCUGCAGAAGGAGUUCCAGCAUCUGAUGGAGGUGGCGCGCCGUACGCCCGAUCACGACGACCUGUACGACAACCUGAAGAGUGCCGUCAUCGACGAAGCCAUUCGAAGGCACUCGUGGGAGGACAAGGCGAUCGAUAUGCUGCGCGUGAUACAGCUGAACACGCUCGAGGACCGGAGCGUGCACGACAAGCAGGAGUGGGACCAGGCGGUACGCUUUUUCGAAGCCUCGGUCAAGGAUAAGCUGCAGGCGACCGAGACAACGAUCGGCGAAAUGUUUGGUCCCUCGACCAGCCAGAAGUGGCUGCACUGGCGCUCGUCGACCGAGGAGCAGAACAAACGGCGGCAGGUCAAGUCCGAGCUGGACAAAAUACUCGACAGCGACUCGAAACAUUCGCCCACGCUCAGCUACGACGAGCUGACGACGGUGCGGAAAAACCUCCAGCGGGGCAACGUGGAGGUGGAGACGGACUACAUCCGGGAGACGUGGUAUCCCAUCUACAGGCGGCAUUUCCUCAAGCAAGCGCUAAACCGUGCGUACGAUUGCCGGAAGGCGUACUACCUGUACUCGCAGCAGGGCAGCGACUGUGAGGUGAACUGCAGCGACGUGGUACUGUUCUGGCGCAUCCAGCAGGUCAUCAAGGUGACGGCGAAUGCGCUGCGCCAGCAGGUUAUCAACCGGGAGGCGCGACGCUUAGAUAAGGAAAUAAAGGAAGUGCUGGACGAGUACGGCGAGGAUGAUGAGAAGAAGCUGCAGCUGCUUACUGGGAAGCGCGUGCAGCUGGCAGAGGAACUGAUUCGUGUGCGACAGAUUCAGGAAAAGCUGGAAGAGUUUAUCAACGCGCUUAAUCUGGAAAAGUAAUCACCCCUUUAGUCACCGCUGCUACCAUCAUCUUCUCCUCCAAUAUCGGCUGUUAUUGUUUCGUUCCGGUCGAUUCGGUUCUACGAACGCGCGCGCGCUGCACAAGGAGCCAGCAACGACAGUCACACGUCCGGAUACGGACAAUGUUAUUUAUUUGCGCUUGCAAAGCAAAGUCAUUCAAUUCUACACAUCGCCAGUGUGCGCCAGUGGUGCCCUACGUGAAACUAAUCCCAAUCCAGGUCGGAGGGAGAAAACGUAUUCGCGUGUGCCAGCAGCAUUCUGAGUAUGCCGCCGCCGCCGCGCUACCUCUAUUGUAAGCUGUGUAUAUUUGGAAAGAUACAUACAGUAAGCCGUUUUUUUCUUUUCCUUUUAAACUUCUGCAUGUGCAACUACUAAUCACAGUAAGAGAAGAGUUUAA
Molecule: messenger RNA, 3567 nt
Organism: Anopheles merus
Lineage: Eukaryota; Metazoa; Arthropoda; Insecta; Diptera; Culicidae
Gene: Opa1
Product: dynamin-like 120 kDa protein, mitochondrial
Exons: 11
Coding region: 156-3149 (997 amino acids)
Biological process (GO): mitochondrial fusion
Cellular component (GO): cytoplasm; microtubule; mitochondrial membrane
Molecular function (GO): microtubule binding; GTPase activity; GTP binding
Source: RefSeq, a predicted model, not a curated record